This is a messenger RNA of Sclerotinia trifoliorum, 4117 nucleotides long. Lineage: Eukaryota; Fungi; Ascomycota; Leotiomycetes; Helotiales; Sclerotiniaceae. The record is from the annotation of a GenBank genome assembly.
CAUGUGUCUAAAUGCAUCUUGCGGGGUCAAGUGAUCACAUAUCCUGUAAGAGGUAAGAUCUUACAACAAUUAGAUUCUAUACUCAAUAUGAAGACUAUGGCUAGAGGUACAGUAUAGUCUUCAUGUUUCCGGCUAUUGAUUGCCACAGGUGAGUCGGGUCAUCUAGCACGUGGAGCCUUGGAAUACCCACCACUGUAGAUCGAUGAGGCACCACGGGUUCAUCACCGAACUCAAAUUAUCCAGCUAAUUGCAUGAUCCGCUGUUCCGCGAUGACACCGAAAUGGCUAUUCCAAUGUUAAAGUUGAGUGUGAGCGUGAGUAUAUAUCAACAACAAAUUGUUCCUUCCGUUGACCGUUCUUUCUCGCAAAUUUGUUCUCCUUUGCAAGUUGAUUUUCAGUACAAAGAUGCAAGUUCUUUCUCUCGUCCUCCUAGUUCUAGCAACUCCCAUCCGCGCUGCAGCCGGCGAUGGAGAUUGGGCUGCCGCUUAUACCAAGGCUAAAACGGCUCUGGCAAAACUCACAAAUGCGAAUAAAGUUACACUAGUUACGGGUGUUGGAUGGGAAAAAGGACCUUGUGUUGGGAACACUGCUGCGAUACCUUCGAUUGGAUGGCCAGCAUUCUGUUUGCAGGAUGGUCCUUUGGGGUAUGUAAAUUCUACUUUGAGGCUUUGAGAUCGUGAUUUUUUCAAUGGAUGAAAUAUGAAUGGAAAGUGGAGGAAAUGAUGAUGACUGAUGACUGAUGAUGUUGAUGUUACGUGAUUUUUAGAGUUCGGUAUGCUCAAAAAGUAACGGCAUUUCCGGCGGGCAUAACUACAGGCAGUACAUGGGAUGCAGAUUUGAUGUAUGCGAGGGGUUAUGCUUUAGGUAUGAUGAUAUCCUUUCGUGAUUGAUGAGAUUGAGAUGGAAAUUUGGAUGAAUACAAGCUUAUUCUAUAUUGCAGGCGCCGAAUCUAAAGCACUUGGUGUUCAUAAUCAGCUUGGUCCAGUGGCUGGACCUUUGGGGAAAAUACCAGUGGUUUGUAGCUUGUUAUCUUUAUUUGGGUUAUAUACAUGAAAGCAAUACUGAUCGUCGGAAUAGGCAGGGAGAAAUUGGGAAGGUUUUAGUAAUGAUCCAUAUCUUUCUGGUGUUGGCAUGGGGAAUGUAUGUUUUCCCUUUAAUGAUUGAUUGAGGGUAUAACAGGGUUGACACUGUAUUUUAGACAGUCAAAGGCAUGCAAGCAGCAGGUGUUCAAGCAUGCGCAAAACAUUAUCGUAAGUCAAUUCAUGUCCAUGGUGUUCAAUCUCUAAUUAGAUAUCAUAGUUGGAAAUGAGCAAGAAUUGAAUCGAGACAAAAUGAGUGCGAAUAUCGCUGACAGAGUCAACCAUGAGGUUCGUAUUCAAACCCACCCUCACAAAUCUCAGAGAAUGCUUAUACAUUAUAGUUAUAUCUCUGGCCCUUCGCCGAAGCAGUAAAAGCAAACGUUGCAUCUGUAAUGUGUUCAUAUAACAAAUUCAACAGCACAUAUGCAUGUGAAAACCAAGCUUUACUUACUGGAUUAUUAAAAAAUGAAUUAGAUUUUCAAGGUUAUGUUGUUAGUGGUACGUACUUGCUUAAACUACUGGUAUACGUCAGUAAUACACAGAGAAGUGUUAACGAGUAUAUAUAGACUGGGCAGCACAGCAUACUACAACAGGUAGCGCGAAUGGGGGAAUGGAUAUGGCGAUGCCAGGAGAUAACUUCGGCGACAAUAAUUUCCUUUGGGGGAAUAAUCUUCUCAAUGCCGUAAAUGCGUAAGUUUCCUAAAGAAUACAUACAUACAUACCAAAUAUUCACAACUCUAUCUAACAAUCAACAGCGGCACAGUCCCCCAAACCCGUCUCGACGACAUGGCUGUCCGUAUUCUCGCAUCUUGGUAUUUCCUCGGCCAAGACACAAAUUACCCUGCUGUUACCGGCUGGAGUUCCUGGAACGGCGGUGUUGGUGGUCCAAAUGUUUCAUCAGACCAUAAUACUGUUGCUCGAGCUAUUGCUCGUGAUGGAAUUGUGUUAUUGAAAAAUACUAAUAAUGCGUUGCCGCUUAAGAAACCGGCUAGUUUGGCCAUAAUAGGUCAAGAUGCUAUUGUGAAUCCGGCGGGUGCAAAUUCGUGUACGGAUAGGGGAUGUGAUACGGGGACUUUGGCUAUGGUAUGUUGCUUAGACUCUGUUAUAUUGUUUGAUCUUGCUGUUUUUUCUAGCUCUGUGUCGUUUAGCUCUUUUAUGUUUUUAGGUCUUUUAUGUCUUUUAGCCCUCUUGUAUCUUUUAUAUCCCCGUCGUAUCUGAUUCACCUCGUGGUUCGAGUCGAAAAUCUAAUCGUGACAUAGGGUUGGGGCUCAGGCACAGCCGAUUUCCCAUAUCUCGUCGCACCAUAUGAUGCGAUUAAAGCCAGAGCUGCCGCGGACGGCACAACUGUAACCCUGUCAAAUACAGAUUCCACAUCAACCGGAGCAUCAGUAGCCAGCGCCGCCGCAACAGCUAUCGUAUUCAUCAAUUCGGAUUCCGGCGAAGGAUACAUUACCGUGAGUUCCCCACACACCGAUAUCAUUUCCUUUUCACUCACUCACCCAAAAAAAAUAGGUCGAAGGAGCAGCAGGUGACCGCAUCAACCUAGAUCCCUGGCACAACGGCAACUCACUCGUCUCAGCCGUCGCCGCCGUAAACAAAAACACCAUCGUCGUAAUCCACAGUGUAGGCCCACUAAUCCUCGAAUCUAUCCUCGCCCUCCCAAACGUCAUCGCCAUAGUCUGGGCCGGACUCCCAGGUCAAGAAUCUGGUAACGCACUCGUAGAUAUUCUGUACGGCUCCGUCUCACCCAGCGGCAAACUUCCCUACACCAUCGCCAAGACCCAAGCCGAUUACGGAACUGCUAUUGCAAACGGUGAUGAUAAUUAUUCCGAGGGUUUAUUUAUCGAUUACAGGCAUUUCGACCAAGCUGGUCUUACUCCACGUUAUGAAUUCGGUUACGGAUUAAGUUACUCUUCUUUCUCAUAUUCUAACCUAAUCCUCUCAUCAAUAUCUUCCUCCUCCGCGGGAAAUAGCGCUCUUCUUCCUGGAGGAAAAUCAAAUCUUUUCGAUACCAUCGCUACGGUUUCUAUCACGCUUUCUAAUAAUGGUAGUGUUCCCGCUGCCGAAAUAGCACAGCUGUAUAUUGGAUUUCCGGACUCGGUAUCUGGUACACCUCCAAGACAACUUCGUGGGUUUAAGAAGGUGAAUCUAGAGGCGGGUGCGAAAAUUAGUUUGAUGUUUGAGUUGAGGAGAAAAGAUUUGAGUUAUUGGGAUGUGGGUUCUCAGACGUGGGUUUUACCAGUGGGUUCUUUUGGGGUUUGGGUCGGGGCUAGUAGUAGGGAUUUACGGUUGGAAGGGGUUCUUUCUGCUGCUGGGAGUCCGGGAGCAUCAAGUACGAGUACCAGUACCAGUAUAUCCUCAACUUUGACAUCGACGCCGACAUCGACAUCGGUACCUACAAUCCCAAUAUCAAGUUCUAGCAAAACAACAACAACAACAACCACUCCCCCACCAACCAACUCGAGUUCAACUAUGACCACAAUUACUACAUCAAGCUCAAUAACCCCAACAGCUCCAACUCAAACCCUCUACGGCCAAUGUGCCGGAAUCGGAUACACAGGCCCUACUACCUGCGCGAGCGGAACCUGCAAAUUUACAAAUGCUUAUUAUAGUGAGUUUUUUCCUUUUUCCCCUCUUGCUCUUUUUCUUCCUUCAGUUUAGAUUUUAGUAUUUCCUCGUCUUUGUAUGCAAUAUCAUGUUUUUGGUUUUAAUUCGCCAUAUUUUUUGGUGCUUUUAAUUCUCCUUUUAUUUCCCCUUUUUUGUUGCGGAUCAGAUCACAUCUGAUCACAUUCCAAAAACAAUACCAAUUAAUACAUCAAAUUGUGCUUAAUUAGGUCAAUGCUUACCUUAAACUACUUAAAAUUUAAGUCUCGAUACCGGGUGGGUUUGUUAGUGGAUUUGUAAGUUUGAGUUUGGGAAUUGAGGAUAUAAGGAAAGUAAAGGGAGGGGAAAGAGAUAGGGAGAUUACCUAGCUAACGGAUGGAUGGAGAGGAGAUGGGAUUUUGAAUGAGGGAUUUCGAGGUUGGUUGUGGGUAGAUG